This is a messenger RNA of Drosophila innubila, 1780 nucleotides long. RefSeq names its product F-actin-capping protein subunit alpha (gene cpa). Gene Ontology annotation, cellular component: F-actin capping protein complex; actin cortical patch. Gene Ontology annotation, biological process: actin cytoskeleton organization; barbed-end actin filament capping. The record is from RefSeq and is a predicted model, not a curated record. Gene Ontology annotation, molecular function: actin filament binding. Bases 270 to 1130 code for a protein of 286 amino acids. The transcript is spliced from 3 exons. Lineage: Eukaryota; Metazoa; Arthropoda; Insecta; Diptera; Drosophilidae.
AGCUCUACUCUACGUCAUCGUUCACAGUCGAUUAAUUGCUGGAAAAAGAAUAAAAGGCCGAAUUAGCUUUUUAUAUUAAUUAUAAAGAAACAAUUUAGUAAAUUUAAAUAUUAUCGUGAAUGUCUGAUAGUUAGAACUGCCACACCUAUUUGUGUCUUCGCAUUAACAUACUAAGUAACACAAUUCGCGAUAGUAUAACAAAGACAACAACAACAGAAAGAAAAAAACCAAACACUGCCCCGAAUUCGUGAAUCACCAACGACGAAAUUAUGGAACCAGCACAGAUUACAGAUGCGGAAAAGGUUCGCAUUGUCUCCGACUUUAUACUACAUGCACCGCCUGGUGAAUUCAACGAGGUAUUCAACGAUGUCCGCGAAUUAUUGAAGAACGACGCUUUGCUUAAGGAUGGCGCCAGCCACGCCUUCUCGCAGUACAACAAAGACCAGUUGACUCCAGUGCGCGUUGAGGGCAGCGAACACAACGCCAUCAUCUCCGAAUACAACGAUUUGGGAAAUGGUCGCUUCUAUGAUCCUCGCACACAAAAAUCCUUCAAAUACGACCACCUACGGAAAGAGGCGUCCGACUACCAGGAUCUGGAGUCCGAUGCCAAUGCGGAGUCGUGGCGAGACGCCUUGGAUCUGGAAACACUUGCAUACACUGCCAACCACUACAGGCACGGCGUUAGCUCCGUGUUUGGUAAAUCGCAGGGCAAUCAGAUAACACUGACCAUUUGUAUUGAGGACCAUCAGUUUCAGCCGAAGAACUACUGGAAUGGCAGGUGGCGUUCGCAGUGGCACGUUACCUUCCAAGCGGGCAGCGGCACAGCGGAGCUGAAGGGCGUCUUGAAAGUGCAGGUCCACUAUUAUGAGGAUGGCAAUGUUCAGUUGGUGUCCUCAAAGGAUUGCCGAGAGAGCGUUGUUGUCUCGAAUGAACAGCAGUUGGCCAAGGAGGUCAUACGUCUCAUUGAGGAGGCCGAGAAUGAGUAUCAGCUUGCCAUCUCGGAGAACUAUCAGACUAUGUCGGACACUACGUUCAAAGCGAUGCGUCGACAACUGCCCAUAACCAGGACCAAGAUUGACUGGAGCAAAAUCGUAUCUUAUAGCAUUGGCAAAGAGCUGAAGACGCAAUAAGAACAGGAGCAGCAAGCGGAAGCCGAAGCCGAUGGCACGCCAGCAACAUCCCCAUUGCCAAUGGCAGUGCCGGCACAGUCGCAUAUUAAAAGACCCAACAGUCUUCCACUUCCACUUGCAAUGGUUGCCAAACGAGAACGAGAACGAGAAAAGUGAACGGAAACGGGAAUCGCGGCCAGAAUCAUACACUAUAUACGAUCGUUAAAUGUUGGCGCUUAUGUAAUAACUGUCUUUAAUUUGCUUAUCCCUUAUUCAAACAUACAUAUAUACACAUACAUACAUAUAUAUAUAUAUAUAUACAUACAAAAUGCAUAACUACAUCUCUUAUCUGCUAUCUUACCAUACAAGUGGAUAUACAUACUGAAUAUAUGUAUAUGGUCACAUAUAUAUAUAUAUAACUCAAUCCAACUUGGUUACAAUUCUUACAGUUACAGCUCCAGCUCCAAUUACAGUCACAAUUGCCACCAACAGUCGCCUUUAUCGUUUAACUGAAGCAUUAAGCGCGUGUUUUAAUUAAUAUUAAAUAGUAUGCAUGCACUUUCUAUAAUGUAUUAUAAAUUUAGAUGAGCAUCGGUCUCUCUUAAGUGACGGCACCUUGCAAACAGUAAAAGUAUAACAAUAACGAUAAAUACAAUUUAUAAAGUUUUUAU